Messenger RNA from Scophthalmus maximus (turbot), 771 nucleotides. RefSeq names its product EBP like (gene ebpl). NCBI's taxonomy places the organism in Eukaryota, Metazoa, Chordata, Actinopteri, Pleuronectiformes, Scophthalmidae. The transcript has 4 exons. Gene Ontology annotation, cellular component: endoplasmic reticulum; membrane. Gene Ontology annotation, molecular function: cholestenol delta-isomerase activity. Gene Ontology annotation, biological process: sterol metabolic process. Bases 6 to 638 code for a protein of 210 amino acids. The record is from RefSeq and is a predicted model, not a curated record.
AGCAGAUGGACUCAGUGGCGCCCCCUGGCCUCUCUCUGGUCUCCAUCUUGUCUCUGUUAGCAUGUAGCAUCCAGGUGUUAGCUGCCAUCCUGCUAACACACAGGUUCGGUGGGCGGAGCUCUGUGACGGACAGGUGGAUCCUGCUGUGGCUCUUUUAUGAUGUCAUUGUCCACCUGACGCUGGAGGGUCCGUUUGUUUACAUGUCUCUGGUUGGGACGGUGCAGACGUCUGAAGGUCCUCUGGCUGAGCUCUGGAGGGAGUACAGUAAAGCCGACAGUCGUUGGUUAGUUUCUGAUCCAACGAUUGUUUCCAUAGAGAUUCUGACGGUCGUCCUCGACUCUGUACUUGGAGUACUGCUCAUCUAUGCAGUACUGAAGGACCAGUACUACAGACACUUCCUGCAGGUCGCUCUGAGCGUGUGUGAGCUCUACGGCGGCUGGAUGACCUUCUGUCCUGAUUGGCUGAUUGGCAGUCCACACCUGGACACGUCCAGUCGACUUCACCUCUGGGUUUACCUGGUCUUCUUUAAUGGGGUCUGGGUUCUAGUCCCGGUCCUGCUGCUGGUCCAGUCCUGGUUCUGUCUGAGGAGUCUGCACGUGGCCAGAAGGGACCAGGCGGCGGACGACAAGAGGAAGUGACAUGUUUUAUUGAUCUAGUCAGAACUUUACGUAUGGUUCUUAUUAGAUUGUACUGAUCAACUUUAUCAAUGAUCACUAUCACUGAUCACAAAUUGUUGGAUUUGUUGUUUCAAAAUAAAACCACUGAAAGUUU